CACACACACAUACAGUCGCGGUAUCACAAAAGGAAGAGAGCCAACGCGCACCACCAAUUCGAGGUGGCCAUGACUUUAGCCAGUACGACUCGCGUUUGACGUGUGUGCUUGCAGCGUGAGUGGACGUGUGAGUGCGGGAGACUUGAGAGCUCCUCAAGAGGAAACCACACAGUGCUCGGCGGCAUCACGUGACAGAAGAGAGCACUGCCGAAACGUCGUCGUCGGCGAAGCGUCGUCAAAGGCUGCUGCACCAUGCGGCUACAGCGGCCAACGCCAGGGGCGCUGCUUGCCGCCGCAGUCCUUGCGGUUUCUUUAGCCUGUGCAACAUCCCAGGGCUACCCAUGCUACCAGGAGGGCUUCUACCGUGACCCCAACCACUGCGGACGCUUUUACCGGUGUGCACCGGUGCGGAACCGGCCGGGGGUCUUCACUCUCUACACGUUCGGGUGUCCCGAGGGGACGGCGUUCGACGAGUACAGCCGCAUGUGCGUCGAGCCUCACUACGACGACCCGUGCUUCAACCAGGUGUCCCGGGGACCGGCGUACGCGCCUCACCGACCCAUGCACCCGUUCAGGGCGCCCGUGAGGUCGAGCUUCAGGGACGGCCAGGCGCUGCCCUGCCGACGAGACGGCUUUCACGCGCACCCCUACGACUGCAACAGGUUCUACCGAUGCGUGCGGUACGAGCAGGACUCGUUCUACAGCAUCUACGAGUUCAAUUGCCCUGAGACGCUCGUCUACGAUGAAGCCACCGGCACCUGCAACUACGCCGAGUACAGUGAAUCCGAGUGUAUCUCGAACCAACGGCAGAAUAAUAGCUGGAGCCAGAGCAACCCUCCUUUGGGCUCUUCGGGCUGGUCACAGGCCGGUGCUGGUCCCGGGAGCAGUCAAUGGGGAGACACUCACCAGAACGUGGAGCAGGCUCCGCAGGAAAGCGGCGGUUGGUCCCAAGUCCAGGGUCAGGAGUCAGUCAAUCACGGUCACACCCAAAACCAGCCACAGGGUUCGUGGAGUGGUCAGGGAGGGAACCAGGGAACACCUCAAUGCACCAGAGAAGGCUUCUUUGGGCACCCGGACGAUUGCAACAAGUUCUACAGGUGCGUCUCCAGCGGCGCUGGCUCCUACGUCGUGUACGUCUUCAGCUGCGGAGAGUCGCUAGUGUGGGACGAAGCGCAAGGCACGUGCAAUUACCCAUACGCCGUGGAAGGACGGUGCAAGAACGCGGCGCCCGGCCCAUCCGAGCAACCGACAUUCCCUGAACAACCACAGGGAUGGCCACAACAGGGUGCUGGAGGCGGUCAGCCCGGAGCAACGCCCCCGCAACAGCCGCAGGGGUGGCCGCAGCGUCCUGGAAGUAGCCAGCAACCUGGGGGAAGCGGACAGGGUCGACCGCUGCCAGGUGAUACGAGACCAGGUGGAACCAGACCUGCCGACACGAGACCAUGCGACAACGAAACGACCACAGGUCAACAAGGUGGUCCAGCAUCCGGUCAAGGAACUCCUUCAAACCAAAACUUACCGUGUCCAAAGGAAGGCUUUUACCGCAACCCCCAGAACUGUUACAGAUUUUACCGGUGCGUGAGGCGAGAAGGUGCGGGAGGCUUUUACGUCUACGAAUUUGACUGCCCUGAGGGACUCGUGUUUGACGAGAGGUACAGUGUAUGCAACUGGCCAUAUCAAGCACCCCCCUGUGAAGAAAGUCACGCCUCCCAAAUCGUACAACCAGGACAAGGCGGGCAAGGAGGAUCACCAGGACAAGGAGGCAGACCAGGAACUGGUAGUGCACCGGCCCGACCAGGGACGCCGGGAGCGGGUGGUACACCCGGUCGACCAGGGACGCCGGGAACGGGUGGUACACCCGGUCGACCAGGGAGGCCGGGAACGGGUGGUACACCCGGUCGACCAGGAACGCCUGGUACAGGUGGCACACCGGGACGACCAGGAACGCCGGGAACGGGUGGUACACCCGGUCGACCAGGAUCGCCUGGUACAGGUGGCACACCGGGACGACCGGGAACGGAUGGUACACCCGGCCGACCAGGAACGCCUGGAACAGGUGGUACACCCGGCCGACCAGGAACGCCUGGAACGGGUGGCACACCGGUUCGACCAGGCAGGCCAGGAACGGGAGGUAGGCCAGGACAACCAGGGACGGGAGGUAGGCCGGGCCAACCAGGAACGGGUGGUAGGCCGGGCCAGCCAGGCACGCCAGGAACGGGUGGUACGCCGGGACAACCAGGCACGCCAGGAACGGGCGGUACGCCAGGUCAACCAGGCACGCCAGGAACGGGUGGUACGCCGGGCCAACCAGGAGCGCCAGGAAUAGGUGGUACGCCAGGUCUACCAGGAACGCCAGGAACGGGUGGCACGCCGGGACAACCAGGAACGGGAGGUACGCCGGGUCAACCAGGAAGGCCAGGAACAGGUGGUGUUCCAGGCCAGCCAGGUGAUACGAGACCGGUGCAACCAGGGCAACCACCUCUGCCAGGGCAGCCAGUGCCAGCACAACCAGGAGGUCAACCAAGUCGGCCAGGUCCGGGUGGCACCCCAGGGCAAGGAAGACAGCCCAGUGGCCCACCAGGAGAUGAAGGUGGCCGCGAGCAACGACCAUCGUGUCCACAGGAGGGCUUUUUCAGACAUCCUCAAAGCUGUUAUCGAUUUUAUCGUUGCGUGAGCGGUACCAGCGAAGGCAAUUUUGUAAUCUAUGAAUUUAAUUGUCCAGAGGGGCUUGUGUUCGACGAACGUUACAGUACAUGUAACUGGCCAUCUGACUGCGCCACCAUGUUCAGCCAGGUGGGCCUCCUGUGGGACCAGGGCAGCCCGGAGCUCCAGGCCAACCAGGACAAGGCCCGACGCAGCCAGGACAGGGGCAACCAGGUCAGCCAGGACAACCAGGUCGGCCAGACCGAUUGCCAGGCCAACCAAGACCAGGUCGUCCAGGUCAAGGGCAACCGGGACAACCAGGGAGACCAGGGCAGCCUGUGCCCGCUCCACCACCUGGGCAAGGACAACCAGGUCAGCCAGGCUUUCCAGGUCAGGGACCACCUAGCCAACCAAGACCUGCGCAACCUGGACAAGGGCAGCCAGGCCAGCCAGGACAAGGCUCCCCUGGACCAAGUCAACCAGGAGGACCCGGCAGGCUCCCAUGUCCUCAAGAAGGAUUCUUCCGGCAUCCUGACAGCUGCUAUCGGUUUUACCGCUGCGUUGACACUGGGAACGGUUUUGUGGCAUAUGAAUUUAACUGUCCCGAAGGUCUCGUAUUCGAUGAGCGGUACAGUACCUGCAACUGGGCCGAUGCCGCACCACCUUGCGACCAAAGGCCGCCGCUCGGCAUGCCUGCUCCUGGUGGUGGCGGAAGACCUCAAGCCUAGUCCCGGACAGCCUGCGCCACGUCCUCCCGGACCACCGCAGACGCCGCCACCCACUGGAAUGCCACCUCAGCCACCGGCAUCGCAGCCAAGCACACCUCAAGCACCAAGCGUCCCAACGGGCAGCACCUUUCCGGGGACUACUGGCCCCAUGACUGAAAGCACUCCUACAGUACCAGGUACUGCCAGUACUCCUAGCGACGUCACGGUUACUACUCCGACAGGGACAACAGGCACGCCAACCGAUGGAACAGAAAGUACUCCAACAGGAAUGACAGGUACGCCAACUGACAGCACAGGAACAACUCCUUCGGUGACCACUGAAACUGGCGCACUGCCAUCGACACCACAAAGCACUCCCAUCGGGCCACCUUCAUCUGAAACGACGCCGACGGGCCCUGGUACCGCUGGUCCUGGAAGUCCAGGUACCGGCGAAGGUGGUCCGACCCAAGCCCCUUCACAGCCUGGUUCUGUUCCUGGUGGUACGCCCAACGUGAGAGAUCCCAGUGGUCAGUCUUCGGAACUGAGCUGCCCAAGAACAGGAUUCUUCAGGGACCCGAAUGACUGCACAAAGUUUUACCGCUGCGUCGACUUUUACAUGACAGGACGAAAUUACGUUGUGUAUCGUUUCGAUUGUCCCGAGGGAACUGUGUUCGACGAGAGGUACAGCGUAUGCAAUUGGCCCGACCAGUCCGCGCCUUGCGACCAGGCGCCCGUCCACAACCAGGUCAGGGUCCACCAGGUCAGGGGCAACCAGGUCAGGGCCAGCCACCUCAAGGACCACCACCGCCACCAGCUGUCUGAUGACCUGCAAUGCAAUGAAAUUGCAGGCCCACAGCCGCCACAAGGUCCUCCAGGUGGUGGUCAGCAAGGUCCUGGUCCAGCGCCGCCAGCCACUGAUGUGACAUCGCCUCGAGAGCCUACGACCCCUGAAGCAUCGGGUCUUUCGUGUCCUGACUCGGGAUUCUUUAGGCAUCCUCAGGAUUGUCACCGAUUCUACCGGUGCGUCGACCAAUCGGAAAGUGGACGAGGCUACGUCGUUUAUGAAUUUGACUGUCCAGCUGGCUUGGUCUUUGACGAGAGGAUAAGUGUGUGCAACUGGCCACAGGACGCGCCUCCUUGUGAAGGUGGGCAAGGACAAGGACCUACUGUAGGCGCGGCUCCUGUACCGCCAAGCCGGCCACCAGGUCAACCGCCUAGUCGUCCUCCCAGCCAGCCGCCAAGCCGUCCUCCCAGUCGACCUCCCAGCCAGCCGCCAAGCCGUCCUCCCAGUCGACCUCCCAGCCAGCCACCAAGCCAGCCACCAAGUCGACCUCCCAGUCAGCCACCUAGCCAGCCACCAAGUCGACCUCCCAGCCAACCGCCAAGCCAGCCGCCAAGUCGACCUCCCAGCCAGCCGCCUAGCCAGCCGCCAAGUCGACCUCCCAGCCAGCCGCCAAGCCAACCGCCAAGUCGACCUCCCAGCCAGCCUCCAAGCCAGCCGCCAAGUCGACCUCCCAGCCAGCCACCAAGCCAGCCGCCAAGCCAACCUCCCAGCCAGCCGCCAAGCCAACCACCGAGCCAGCCGCCAAGCCAACCUCCGGGCCAACCACCAAGCCAGCCGCCACAAGGAGAGAGCUGCAGGCCGCAAUGUAGCAGAACCGGCUUCUUCCGAAACCCAAGUGACUGCACUAAGUUCUACCGGUGCGUGGACUUCUACCAGAAUGCCAGAUACGUAGUGUUCAACUUUGACUGUCCCGAUGGUCUUGUGUUCGACGAGCGUUAUAGCGUGUGCAAUUGGCCACACGAUGCGCCGCCAUGCGGUGGACCUUCAGACCCAAGUGCCGCUGGCAGCUGCGAGCCAUCUGCCGGUCCCUCUCCGCCACAGCCACCCGGCCCACCUCAACAGCCGCCACCCGGCCCACCUCAACCACCGCAACCCGGACAACCUCAACCGCCACAGCCACGACCACCUCCGUCACAUCCGAUGCCUCCACCCCGGCCGGCCGACUCAUCGGUAUGCAGCAAGGAGGGAUUCAUACGGGAUCCUGCAGACUGCCACAAGUUCUACCGGUGCGUGGACACUUACCAGGACGGCAGGUUGUCAGCUGUUCACUUCGACUGUCCUGCUGGACUCGUGUUCGACGAGCGAUACAGUGUUUGCAACUGGCCUCACGACGCCCCGCCAUGUGACGAGCAACCACAGCCGCAGCCGCAACCGCAACCGCAACCACAGCCGCAACCACAGCCACAACCACAACCACAGCCGCAACCUCCGCCUCGACCCGAACCAAUCGAGGCAACGACAGCUCCUUGCGAUAAGACGACUGCGCCAGCCUCUGAAACAACACCCCAAGUCACGACUCCCUCAGAAGCUACAACUGCAGAGGUGACCACGCCGUCCGAAGCGACGACCCCAUCAGAAGCAACGAGCCCCUCUGAAGCAACGACGUCUCCUGAGGCCACCACAUCAGUUACCACCAUGCAACCGACAACGGCCGAGUCCACUCCAGCCGCCACGACCGAAGCGCCGACAACGCCAGCGGCCAGCACAAUGGAGCCGACGACGACGCCUUCCAGUCGCCAGGCCAAGAAACUCGACGACCUCAUACUGUGCGACAAGGACGGCAACUUCGCGUUCGACGGCGACUGCGUCCACUUCUACCGCUGCACGGGCGGAAAAUCCCAGAAGGCCGAGCUGUUCAAGUGCCCAGACAAGUACUACUUCGACACCAAGAUCGGCUUCUGUCGCAGGAAGAGGAAGAACUUCAAGUGCGACAAGACGCCGUCGCCAGACAUGAUGGCGCGUCUUCCACCGGACUUCAUGCAAUCUGCCAUAGUUGCCGGACCUGGUUUCUUGUGGGACUAAUGAAUAGGACAUUUUAGCACGUGCACCAGGAGGAAGAUAUACGAGGGUAGCCGGGCACUAAGCGAUUCGCGAAGUGUUAGCCGUUUCCUCUUUAAGCUCGUAAGGUGGUGAGCAUUCCAUCGCGGUGUUUUUCUGCACCAUCUGCCAUUCCCACUUCUCACUUUCAGUUGUCGACGGGUUUCUUUCUCCCAAGCCACGGCUUCUCGGAACUCACUAAAUUACACGAUGGAGAUUACACCACAAAGCUGCUGCAGAGAGAGGAAAGAGGAAGGAGAGCUUUGCGUGACACGCGGCUUCCUCCGCUGCGCUUUAGAACCGCCGGUAGUUCGGUGCCGUCAACGGUAAAAGAAUGGCAACCCUGUAACGGCAAUAUGGACGCUCUCGUCACACCUACUCUUGUAUAUCUUUCUCUACCGACCCACGCAUUGCCACCGGGCCAAGCUGCGUACGGUAGUCGUGCACGCCACCUUGCUCGGCGGAGGUAUCACUUCCUUUGACGUGUAGUACAUUACACCGACAGCAAGUUGACAGAAAAAAAAAAAAGCCAUGUAAGAUACACUGGGGGCAUUUCAGGACCACGCGCGGGACGGGUGCGCGUUCUUUCGUUUUUUUUUUUUUCUAAGUCGUAAGUUUAUUUUUUUUACUACGUGGCUCGCUUCUGGUCUCUCACUAUUUAAGAAAGGCGGUACAAGCAACAGUAUUGCAGCACCACUCCAGCGUCGGUUGGAGGCGUCCGUCCAGAGUGUUGCAGCAUUCACCAGCUCAUCGUUCUGAUGACAAGCGGAACAAGGGUUCGUCGAAGUGGUUAGGUUAAUCAUUGUCGAACAUUAAAGGAAUACAUCAUCAU
Rhipicephalus sanguineus (brown dog tick) is the source of this 7063-nucleotide messenger RNA. RefSeq lists its product as uncharacterized. The record is from RefSeq and is a predicted model, not a curated record. Bases 253 to 6216 code for a protein of 1987 amino acids. Gene Ontology annotation, molecular function: chitin binding. Lineage: Eukaryota; Metazoa; Arthropoda; Arachnida; Ixodida; Ixodidae. Gene Ontology annotation, cellular component: extracellular region. The transcript is spliced from 8 exons.